This is a messenger RNA of Cuscuta campestris, 1213 nucleotides long. NCBI's taxonomy places the organism in Eukaryota, Viridiplantae, Streptophyta, Magnoliopsida, Solanales, Convolvulaceae. The record is from the annotation of a GenBank genome assembly.
CAUUAAUGUACCAACAUAAAAUGUUGGUAUAAUGCUAAUUUUUGUUAACGCAUCAAGAUUUUGUGUCUCUGUAAAUUUUUAUUAUCAAAUUAACACUUUGUCUCAAAGCAUGAGUGUGAAAGUGUGAACAUGUACUUUUGGGACAUGUAGAUGCUCUUCUUCGAAAUCGCUGUGUGAUUUUCUAACCCGCCAUGGCUUCAUAUCUCCUUCAACUUCCACUCCUCCGACCCUCGUCCUCAUUCUGCUCUACCGAUGGAACAAAACGCUCUUUCCCGCAUGCGGCCUUCUUAUCCGUCAAUCUUUCGAGCUUAGCAAAUCGCAGGAAUACCAGAACGAGCCAUGGCGGGUGGAGGAGGAGGAGAAGAAGUAGCAGGCUCUCUGUAGGAAGACCUAUUUAUGAGGAUGAUGUUAGCUCUUCUUCCUCAACCAUCACCGCAACCCAAGAGAAUGGAGCUUACGAUGAGGAUUUGGAGGAACCAGAUCCCGAAGUCCUUGAAUACGUCUCUCAAAUCAAAAGAGUUUUGGAGCUCCUCAGGAAGAAUAGGGAUAUGCUGUUUGGUGAGGUAAAGUUGACCAUAAUGAUUGAAGACCCCAGGGAUGUAGAGCGGAGGAGGAUGCUUGGCAUUGAUGAUGAUAAUGCUCCAAGUAGAGAUGACAUGGCUGCUGCUCUUGAAGAAAUAAAUGAAGGGAGGAUUCCUAAGAAUCGCCUUGUUCUUAAGAUGCUGGCAGAAGAAUUGACUUCAUGGCCUAAUUUGGAGAAUGUAGCCCCGAAGAAACAGAGGCCUGGAAGAUCUAUGUAUGCCCGAGCCACUGACACUGGUGUUGAUCCAAAAGAGGCUAGUCGGAGGCUCAAACUUGAUUGGGAUUCAGCAGCGGAGAUUGAGGAAGCCGAUGAGGAGCUUGAUGACACAGAAGUGCCUCCAGCUGUGGGAUAUGGAGCUCUGUACUUGAUUACUGCAUUUCCAAUUAUCAUUGGUAUCUCAGUUGUGUUGGUUUUAUUUUACAAUUCCUUGCAGUAAAAACACAUUCUCAGUAUUCAACUUUUGUCUCAGCUGUGGACUUAUUACCUAUGCUAACCUUGAGAGAUUGUAUAGUGCAAAGGUUUAUAGUGAUCAAUGUGUUUAGUUUACUGUGUACAUCUUGUUUACUUCACCACAAAAAAAACAAACAUUUAUUUUCAUUUCGCCAUUUUCUGAACUUUACUGGCACAUUU